UUGAUGAAAGAAUUAUAGUAAAAGCAAACCUCCAGUAAAUUUUCUUCAGGUGAGAAACUUCACGGAAGCUCAAUUCCCCCGCAGCAAAUUCCAAACUUUCCUUCAACAAAUAUUAUUUUAAUCAUGAAAAUUAGCUCCUUGCAUGAACCACUUUUUCUUAUAAAUACUCCGUUUCACCCCUUUCAGCAAGAAUGUUCUUAACUUUCCCUGUUUUCUCUGUUUUUAGUCUCAACAAUCUAAAACCAUCACCAAUAACUAAAUAUGUUUGGUUAUAUAGAUUUUGAAAAUGAUUAUGCCCUUCUUGAAUCAAUUAAGCUUCAAUUACUUGAAGAUUGGGAAUGUGAAAAUCCUCUAACAAGCUCCGAUGAUUCAACUUCAAUUUAUAGCCGAAACAACAGUAUUGAGUCCAAUACGUUUCCUAAUUACUUGUCCAAUGAAUUUGAUUAUACAACUGACAAAUUUCUUUCCGAUUCCCUAAAUGAUGGCGCUGGAUAUGGAUGGCAGCCUUCGGAUCCUACAAUCUCAAAUGCGAAAUCGGAGCCUGAAAUUUGGAAUUUCGCGGAAUAUGCGGCGCCGCCGGAGACGGCGGUGGACCCACCGGUAGUGACAGCGCCGCCACAGUCGCUGCGGAAGGCGAGGCACUAUAGGGGUGUGAGACAGAGACCGUGGGGAAAAUUUGCAGCGGAAAUUAGGGAUCCGGCGAAAAAUGGGCAAAGAGUGUGGCUGGGUACCUAUGAGACGGCGGAGGACGCAGCGUUUGCUUAUGAUAAGGCGGCGUUUCGCAUGCGGGGGUCACGUGCAAUGCUGAAUUUCCCACUGAGGGUUAAUUCUGGUGAACCGGAACCCAUUCGAGUCGGUUCGAAGAAGUCAUCGACGUCGUCGGAAUGUUCUUCUUCGUCGUCGGAUAAUGCGUCGGGGAAGAGGAGGAAGAAGGUCCUUCAAGUGGUAUAAAAUGGAUCGGGUCGGUUUUAAUGGGUCGUUUGGUAAAUGGUACGAGAAAAACAAAAAUAAUUCAUGAGAUUAUGCCAUGAAAUAGAAAUGAUGGGAUUAAGUCAUUUUGAGAUUAGUUAAUAUAUGCGUCAAAUCUAAUAUAUGAUAAAAUUAAUCUCAAAAUUAUUAUCUCUUUUCCGUACUAAUCAACACCUAAGAGUUCUAAAAGAACUAUAGAUAGGCAUGUAAUCCUUUUUUUUUCUUUUUACGAUAGGCCACCUGUUGAAUGAAUGGAUUUUCAUUGUAAAUUAG
Messenger RNA from Solanum dulcamara, 1242 nucleotides. Its product is annotated as ethylene-responsive transcription factor 2-like. The transcript has a single exon. Gene Ontology annotation, biological process: ethylene-activated signaling pathway; regulation of DNA-templated transcription. The record is from RefSeq and is a predicted model, not a curated record. Bases 262 to 951 code for a protein of 229 amino acids. NCBI's taxonomy places the organism in Eukaryota, Viridiplantae, Streptophyta, Magnoliopsida, Solanales, Solanaceae. Gene Ontology annotation, molecular function: DNA binding; DNA-binding transcription factor activity.